AUGUCGCGAUUGAAACGACACGAAACGAUCGUGUCAAAGUCAGCUAAACAUCCGUUUCAUUCUCUUACUACUCAGUGGCAUGAUGUAUACCAAAAUAUCAAUUCGAAUGCGAAAGAUAAGGAAGCUAUAACUUGGGUGUUCUGCAUUCUAACUAUGCAGGAUCCAUCUAUGAGCGUCUGGGGUCAUCGAAGGGAAAACUCGACACAUCGCGGUCAAAUUCUGCCGGGAGCACUUAGUUUGCUGAGCAAGUUUUCUGGUGGAAUCCGACCGUUAGUCCAUACUUCAAGCAACACUUUUCGUAGAUCGGCGACAGAUGAAGUCUCAUCCAUUGGGAGUCGACAAAGCUUGACCAGAUGA
Molecule: messenger RNA, 357 nt
Organism: Plasmopara halstedii
Lineage: Eukaryota; Oomycota; Peronosporomycetes; Peronosporales; Peronosporaceae
Exons: 6
Coding region: 1-357 (118 amino acids)
Source: RefSeq, a predicted model, not a curated record